This is a messenger RNA of Meriones unguiculatus (Mongolian gerbil), 3083 nucleotides long. RefSeq names its product nuclear body protein SP140-like. NCBI's taxonomy places the organism in Eukaryota, Metazoa, Chordata, Mammalia, Rodentia, Muridae. The coding region runs from base 300 to 1709 and encodes 469 amino acids. The transcript is spliced from 15 exons. Gene Ontology annotation, biological process: regulation of transcription by RNA polymerase II. The record is from RefSeq and is a predicted model, not a curated record. Gene Ontology annotation, cellular component: nucleus. Gene Ontology annotation, molecular function: DNA-binding transcription factor activity, RNA polymerase II-specific; DNA binding; protein binding.
UCCCAUGCUAAGCAGCAAGCUGGCCUCGGACAGGCCUGAGUCGUUAGCUGAGGCAGACCCUUCUGCCUUCUUUCCUUGGAGAGCAGCAGGGGUUCCAGGUUUCUGGGGACUUGGGCUGUCUUUGCUGUUCCCCUCUGGGACAGAGACUGCUACAGGGUGUGAGUGCAGACACCUCAGAGCCAAGAGAAGUUUCAGUUUCUUUUUUUCUCCUGAAGAGGUUCUCUCUGGGUUUCCCAGAAGCUCAGAGAGGGUUCACCCUGCCCAGAGCCAAGUUCAAGGAGCCUUAGCCUGUGUAGGGGAUGGCAGGAGGAGACAGUGGACUCGGCAACAGGACAAUCACAGAGGACCAGAAUGAAGAGGAAUCAGCUAGCUAUGCGCUCAUGUACAAACACUUCAAAGAAAAUAAGGUGGAAAUUGCAAGCGCCAUUACAAAGCCAUAUCCUUUUUUUAUGAGCCUCCGAGACCAUGGCUUCAUUUCUGAGGAGAUGUUUCAGGAUUGUCAAAAACGUUGUAAGAACCUGAUCUCAGUGGACAGUGUGGUGUACGACAUCCUCCAUGAUGUACAAGAGCGGUUCAGCCUGGAGCUUCUGAGAGUGAUAUUCAGCAAAACACACAUAAAGGCCUAUCCAGACCUAGAGGAGACUCUACGAAACUUCUUCCCAAAUGUAUCUGACAAUCACAGAACUUUUCAGAGGAUAAAUGGAAGAGAUGCUGAAGAGAGGCGCAGACUGCUGGCAGCCUUUAGGAGAGCAUCCUGUAGUAAUGGAAAGUCUCAGAUCAAUGAUGAACAAGCAGAGGUGUUGGCCAGACUGUCACAAUGCAGCAGAGGAGAAGAAAGUAGAUCAUCCUGUGAGCAAAUGUCUGAUGGGCAAGAGCCCCAGCAUGGCUUGUCCUCACCACCAAGACUUGAAGCAGCAUCCUGUAGCAAUGAAAAUUCUCAGAUCAAUGAUGAACAAGCAGAGGAGUUGGCCAGACUGUCACAAUGCAGCAGAGGAGAAGAAAGUAGAUCAUCCUGUGAGCAAAUGUCUGAUGGGCAAGAGCCCCAGCAUGGCUUGUCCUCACCACCAAGACUUGAAGCAGGAGCAGCGCCAUCCACAAGUGAAAAGACUUGUCCCUGUGUCAUGUGUUCCCCAACAUAUAUGGCAGAAGACCAGGAAGCAAGGAUGGGAAGCAGCCAAGAAGAAGCUAUGGACACUAGGAACAACAUUACUGUAGGGGAAUCCAGGAAGAGGAGAGGAAGAAAGAAAGGCCACAAUCAGUCAACACGAAAAUGGAAGAGGCCACUAACUGUAGGCCCAAAAAGUGGCAGCAGAGCUGGUGGCCAGGCAGCUACCAGGAGAAAGAAAAGGAAAAGGACUCCAGGAUGCUCUGCCCGGACCAGGGGUAAAAUGGCUUCUGUGGUUCUUUCUCUUCACCCUCUGAGCACACAGAGAUUUGUUCUAAGAAGGCACAGAAAUACAACUGCAGAUUUCAGUGCUGAGUUGCUUCCCGUGACAUGUGGUAACUUGAAAGGAAUGUUACACAAGGAUAAAUUCAAGCAAGGGACCUCUGUGAUGUCCAUACAAUGUGAGGAUGGAAACUGGUUCACUCCUCAAGAAUUUGAAAUUAUGGGAGGCCAUGAAAGAGCAAAGAACUGGAAAUUGAGUCUGCGCUGUUAUAACUGGCCCCUGAAAUUUCUGAUCGAGGGAAGGACCCAAGACUUCAAGUGAGCUAAAGAAAACUAAACUUCAGUUUGAAGCUGAUCCCAGCAUUCUUGUUCUACUUUGCUUCCUGUGCUGCUAUGAAAAAUACCACAACCAAAAACAACUUGUUGAAGGAAAUGGAUCAUUUGGCUUAUAGAGCAUAGUCCAUUGUGGUGGGAAGCCCAGGCAGGAAUUUAAGGCAGAAAUAUGGAGGCAGGAAUGCAUUCAGACACUACAGAAGAACACUGCUUACUGGCUUGAUCCUUGGCUCCUGUUCAGCUGCCUUUCUUACUCAGGCUAAGUACACCUUUCUAGGGAUGAAAUCACCCACCAUGGGCUUAGACUUCCUAUAUCAAUCUACAGUCAAGAAAAUUUCCUUGCUGGGCAAGGUGCAUGCCUGUAAUCCCAGCACUUAGGGAGGUAGAGGCAGGCAGAGCUGUGUGUGUGCAAGCACAGUCUGGUCUACAAAGUGCGCCCAGGACAGCCAAGGCUAUAUAGAGAAACCCUGUCUGAAAAAAAGAAAAAGAAAGAAAGAAAAGAAAAGAAAAAAAAGAAAAGAAAAAAGAAAAAAAAAAAAGAAAAGAAAAUGCCCUCACAGAAUUGCCUAUAGGCUAUCUAAGAUAAACAAUACUUGAACUGAUGUUUGCUCUUCUUAAUCAUGUCAAGCUGACAACCCACUAACCAGGACUAUGCUAUUAGAAACAGUCUCUCUCAGAUAUGAUUUCAUCAUCUCUCUAUCCAGCAAGUCUGUAUUUGUCCCGGCUACUCCUGGACCCUCAGCUUCCAGAGAUCCUUCAUUAAUUGUGUGAGAUUGGUUCUCUGUGGGGGCAGUCAUAGCACACACCUUUAAGCCAAGAAAUUCUGAGGCAGAAGCAGGUAGAUCUCUGCGUUCAAGGCCUCCAUAGUGCAAGUAAUAUGACCAAGGGUUAUACAGAGAAAUCCUGUCUCGAAAAGGAGAUUGGAGAGAGAGAGGGAGAUUGUUUUAUUUUUCUAUGAGCUUUCUGUCCUCAAUCUUCCUCCCCUGCCAGGUUUUCUAUCCUUGUGUGUUCCACACUCAUCAGAGAAUAUGAUACCCUGUACUCAUGCAACAAGUGAGUGCGGGCUGGCUAGUCCUGGUAUAGAAAGUUAAGCUGAAGUGUGUUGGGUAGGACCAGAGAGGAUGUAAUGGUUGAAUCAGUGAUUCAGGGGGAAAUUCUCAGGGCCUCAGGAAGAUGCACCAGAGAAAGAGGGAUGUCAGGAGGUCUUUCCAUGUGCCACAGUCUUUCAGAUGUAGGUGAGGAGAGGGAGGAGUCAGACAACUCAGAUCUGAAAAGGCCAUAGAACAUCCAGGCAGAAAGUUUUGGAAGGAGGUUGGAAAUGCCAGACUCACACCACUGAAAUACAGAAACCAACAUACUCAGG